AUGGAUUCAGUAUACUCAACAGGCCAGACAGGCGAAUUUGCAACCACACAAGAAGUAGAAGAACAGAUUGAUGUUACCAAACAACAAACAAUAAAUGGAGCACAGGAACAACAAAGUGAAGAAGAAUUAGAAGUUCAGUCAGAAAUAACUAGGGAAGAAGUGCUGCAAGAAAUUUACUCGAAUAAUGGGACCUACGAUGAAGAUGAUAAACAAUCAUUUUCUAUUACAAGAUUCUUGGGAAGAUUAUCGGUGAAUUUGAUAUUACCUUUCAUCAAUGGGUUAAUGUUGGGUUUUGGUGAAAUAAUAGCUCAUGAAAUUGGAUUCCAUUAUAACUGGACAGGUGCAAGAGUGAGUUAA
This is a messenger RNA of Hansenula ciferrii, 357 nucleotides long. RefSeq names its product Mim1p (gene MIM1). The transcript has a single exon. Gene Ontology annotation, biological process: mitochondrial outer membrane translocase complex assembly; protein insertion into mitochondrial outer membrane. Gene Ontology annotation, cellular component: mitochondrial outer membrane. The record is from RefSeq and is a predicted model, not a curated record. NCBI's taxonomy places the organism in Eukaryota, Fungi, Ascomycota, Saccharomycetes, Phaffomycetales, Wickerhamomycetaceae. Bases 1 to 357 code for a protein of 118 amino acids.